Messenger RNA from Polyodon spathula (Mississippi paddlefish), 1676 nucleotides. Its product is annotated as dynein light chain Tctex-type 1-like. The transcript is spliced from 5 exons. Gene Ontology annotation, cellular component: cytoplasm; cytoplasmic dynein complex. Lineage: Eukaryota; Metazoa; Chordata; Actinopteri; Acipenseriformes; Polyodontidae. The record is from RefSeq and is a predicted model, not a curated record. The coding region runs from base 68 to 406 and encodes 112 amino acids. Gene Ontology annotation, biological process: microtubule-based movement. Gene Ontology annotation, molecular function: dynein intermediate chain binding.
UGCACAUCGUUGCCAUGCAACAUCAAGUUGUUUGUUACAGAAUGACCGAGACGAGCAAGGUGCACGAAUGGACGAGCAAUCGGCAGAAGAGACGGCAUUUGUUGUGGAUGAUGUCAGCAAUAUUAUCAAAGAUGCAGUGGAAAGCACGAUAGGGAGCAAUGCAUACCAGCACAACAGGGUUAACCAGUGGACAUCCAGUGUGGUGGAAACAAGCCUCAACCAGCUCACCAAACUGGGCAAACCUUUCAAAUACAUUGUGACCUGUGUUAUUCUACAGAAGAAUGGGGCUGGUUUGCAUACAGCAAGUUCCUGCUUCUGGGACAACACUGUUGAUGGAAGCUGUACAGUGAGGUGGGAGAACAAGACCAUGUACUGCAUUGUCAGCAUCUUUGGGCUGGCCCUUUAAACACUGUGCCAAACUACGGAUCUCUGUCUAAAAUGUAAAAAAAAUAAAAAAUAAAAAAAAUAAAAAACCCUAGUUCUCCCUUUAAACUCUGAUCAAGUCAAGCUGGAGUAAAUUAGCAGGGACCAAUGUGUAGUAAACUGAUGGAUGUGGUUGCAGAUUUACACUACUGAACUGGAUGCCAUUUAGGGAUUGCUAUAAUAUUAUGCUAUUGUGCCAACUUUAUUUUAACUAAAUACCAGUAGCUUGACUUUAAAACCUGAUUAUGGUCAUUUUGUUAAUCGUGUAUAAAAAUCCUGUCAAUCAUCAAAAAUGCUCCAUUUACUGUUUCACAGACAAAAAUGUCAUAUCACAUUAGCACAAUAUCUGAAAAACAAGCCUCACGCAUGUGAAAUGCUGUAACUUAAUGUGCCAAGAAGUAGUUCUUCAUGAGACGGACAGAUCCAGCCACACAAGAACAUUGCAUAUUUCUUGUAUUUUACAGAAUGAAUAAAAAUCAGUGAGCUGUAUUCUCACAAUUUGCUGAAGAUCUACUUUUUUUUUUUUUGCUAAAUCGGAAUUUUAAAACUGCACGUAAACGUAAAGAUUGUUUUCCUGGAACAGCACAUCUUCUGUCUGGCAAUUAUAAAGUUAGUGAAAGAAACAGGGUUCACUAGAGAGCCUUCCCUUUAAAUGAAUGUUAACUGUCACUGCUUUCAAUGUAAAAUCCACACCUGUUUAAACCACAGAUACUUAGUAAUGUAUCUGUGGUAUACUUACUUUUUUUUUUCUUUUAACAGAAACUAACGGCAGAGUUAAGAUCCACAUUAAUAUGAACAAAACACAACUUGUGAAUGCUCAAUCAACCUUUUCACUGCAAGUGUUUUUCUCCUCUGAAUACAAAAUAUAAGUAAACUACAGGGUACAAGCCAAGACCUUUACAUUGGACUCCUAUUACCUCAUACUGCAUGUUACUAUAAAUACUCAACCAAGCAGCAGAAUCUAAGAUUUCCAGUGGAUGUUCAGGGUGGAUCCAGCUUUAGAUAAAAUCGUGGUUUAGCGCACAUGUUAACGUGGAAAUUGAGCCAUGACUUUAAGAGAGGUUAAAUACUGUGUCUUUUUCUGCUACUGGAUGCAAAAACAUUAAUCCUUCAAUCCUUCCAUUAAUUGUUUGUACCCAAAACACUUCAAACUUUACUUAAUAUUUUUGCAACACCCAUUUUCUUUUGAUUAAAGAAAAAAAAAAUCAAUUAAAAAAAAAUAUAUCUAUAGAACAGAAUUAUAGUUUUGUGAA